Molecule: messenger RNA, 1566 nt
Organism: Parastagonospora nodorum SN15
Lineage: Eukaryota; Fungi; Ascomycota; Dothideomycetes; Pleosporales; Phaeosphaeriaceae
Exons: 3
Coding region: 1-1566 (521 amino acids)
Biological process (GO): proteolysis
Molecular function (GO): serine-type endopeptidase activity
Source: RefSeq, a predicted model, not a curated record
AUGAGCAUGGCUUUGUUGGAGUUGCUCCUCUGCGACGGAUCAACUUCAGAAGAUGUCCUCGUUGCUGGCUUUUUGCGGGCUCAUGCUGACGGCGCCAACAUCAUCUCCUGUUCAAUGGCAGCACAAGCUGGUUGGAGCGAGUACACAAAUGCUGUCAUUCUCUCUCGCAUGGCAGCAGAAGGUAUCAUCGUCACCUUUACUGCCGGCGAUGACGGCAACUAUGGCCAAUUCUUUGCCGAGGACCCUGCUGGAGGCAAAGGCGUUGCUGCUAUUGCUUCGUUCGACAACACUGUUCAGCCUUGGCUGGAAUCUCGAUCUCGAUACACCGUCAACAAUGGCCAAGUACAAGAUUUUAGGUACGCAGUCGGCGAGCCUGCAAAGUGGGUACGCGGCAAGCUACCUCUCUGGACUCCAUCAUCCAACCCAUCUGGAGCGAAUGUCGGAUGCACCCCAUUCCCGGAUACGACGCCUGAUUUGUCCGAGAAGAUUGUCAUAAUGCGACGUGGCGGCUGUGGUUUCGGAGAUAAGCUACAAAACGCUAUUGACAAGGGCGCGAAGUAUGUUAUGAUCUACAACAACGCACCAGGCGCGUUGUCUCUCCAGGAGGGUUCAUUCAAUUUAUCUGCUGUUGGUAUGGUUGAAGCAGCUGUUGGUGAGAACUGGGUCAGGGCUCUGGCUGCGGGUAAAACUAUCGCGUUGGACAUGUCCGAUCCUCAUGACGGUCCGAUCCAGGUUGUGGAGACGCCAAACACCUUGACUGGUGGUUCAGUGAGCAGUUUCUCGUCGUGGGGUCCGACCUAUGAGGCCGAUAUGAAACCUCAGUUUGGUGCCCCCGGAGCAAACAUUCUGUCGACUUUCCCUGUUGCUCUUGGUUCCUUUGCUACCAUAAGUGGCAGCGGUAGGGCUUGCUAUCAUGCUGCUGGAAUCUACGCCCUCCUCGCCGAAGCCCGUGGAACAUACGACCCGGUAGUUCUUCAAAACCUUCUUGCGGCUACAGCCAAACCGGCGCGGAUCAACGUCAACAAUGUUUUUGGAUCUUCCUUGGCCCCAGUCGCGCAGCAAGGAGCUGUCUAUGGUGGCUACAUUCGUCUUAAUGCUACCAAUGGCGAGACAAUGUCUUUGCCCUAUCAGGGCAUUGUAGGGGAUCUGAGUUCUCACGUGGUGUUGAACAGCACCGCACUCCAGACCUUGCGCGAAUCUCCGUCCGGCGACUUUGUGCCCGUUACUCCGCAGAACUCGGUAUUCAAGCUAUCGCAUAAGGAUCAGGGCUCGGACGACACACCUUCUCUCUUCUUUUACCUGAGUCUUGGAUCGGCAAGGAUUUAUUUCGAUGUCGUGUCAGUUGGAAAUCAAUCCCGCGUAAUCGGCGAGGCCAGCGAGGCCUGGACUUACUUGGCACGUGAUUACCCUUAUUUUUUCAGGUGGGAUGGCCGAUUCAAGAAUCAUACAGCCGUAGCAGAUGGAGACUAUAAGCUCCGUGUUCGGGCAGCGCGCAUUAUCGGUAAGGCAGAACGUAAUCUGUACGAUGUUGUUGAAUCGAAGGUCUUUUCAAUUCGAUGGAAGUAA